CCGGGCAGCUGCGGACCGCGCACACUAGCCGGGCUGGGGAGCGCGCUGGAGCGGCUUCUGGGAAACUCUCAGCGCCCCGGGGACUUCGGAAAGAAGAUCACGAGGAGCCCCACGCGUGCAAGUGUGCCGGAGAGAGCGCAACGCCCAGCACCUGUUCCUCGGCCACUCCGCACUCCCCACCCCACGCCUCUUGGACCCGCGCCCGCCGUGCGCUCGUCCGUGCCCACCAUGAAUCCCGCGCUGGGUAACCAGACAGACGUGGCGGGCCUGUUCCUGGCCAACAGCAGUGAAGCGCUGGAGCGCGCGAUGCGCUGCUGCACCCAGGCGUCGGUGGUGACCGACGACGGCUUCGCCGAGGGCGGCCCCGACGAGCGCAGCCUGUACAUCAUGCGGGUGGUGCAGAUCGCAGUCAUGUGCGUGCUCUCGCUCACCGUGGUCUUCGGCAUCUUCUUCCUCGGCUGCAAUCUGCUCAUCAAGUCCGAAGGCAUGAUCAACUUCCUGGUGAAGGACCGGAGACCGUCCAAAGAGGUGGAGGCGGUGGUCGUGGGGCCUUACUGACCGGGCUUGUGGCCCCGGCAGCGGGAGUCCCCAGGCCUGCCCUCCCAGCCUUCAUUGCGCCCCUCGCCAUCCAAGACCGGGCGAAACAAACCUGUCGGAGUCAAUUGUUUCUCUCCACUUGUGCUUUUCUCGCCCGCCCUCUGAAAGUCCCCUUAACAGGCUGUGAAAAGGGAGAGAGCGCCCCGACUUCUCAGCUCCGCAGCAGGUGGCAAAGAGGGCGAUCUGGGUGCGCUGAACUUUGGAAGCUACUGCUGGCAUGGGAUACGGGGAGACCCACUGGCCGAAGGCCCUUCUCCACCCGCAGGUGGGCCAAGCACUGGGGCGGCUGGAGAGGGCGGGCAGGGCAGAGACCCAUUGGCACCCAUGGCAGGUGACCAGAAAAGUGACCUGUUUAUACGCCACCCCACAGACUUUUGGGGGACACACGAAUCCAUGUAUGUGGAUUCUCAUCCAUUACUCCAUGCCCCCACCCCAGUCCUGGUGGGGAGAGUUGAUAUCUUUGAUGGAUUGUAGUGUGUCGUUUUAAGGGAUGUUGUGUUAGUUUGCUUGAAUACACUGUUUGAUAAAUCUUUUAGUGGCCUGUUAGACUGCUUGGGGGGUUAGAGUUUUGUCGUCCUGGGAGAAGGGGUGGGGGAGGGGAGGGGAAGCCUGCGAAUGUGAAUGAGUUUCUUUCUGUGCAUUUCUUCCUGGGUCUUUUAGGGAGCUAGAGGGUCCCGGACUAAGACCCAACAUAGAAUUCGUAGCUCGUGACUGCACGAUUUACGCCACAAAAGUGCUCUUGAUAUACGUGACACCGUUUUGACUUCUGUUUUUCUUAUUUAACGUUUCCUUAAUAAAUGCAACAGUGAAGUGUUUUG
Perognathus longimembris pacificus (Pacific pocket mouse) is the source of this 1415-nucleotide messenger RNA. RefSeq names its product reprimo, TP53 dependent G2 arrest mediator homolog (gene Rprm). The transcript has a single exon. NCBI's taxonomy places the organism in Eukaryota, Metazoa, Chordata, Mammalia, Rodentia, Heteromyidae. Gene Ontology annotation, biological process: regulation of mitotic cell cycle. The record is from RefSeq and is a predicted model, not a curated record. Gene Ontology annotation, cellular component: cytoplasm. The coding region runs from base 229 to 558 and encodes 109 amino acids.